AUUGCCUAUUUCUAAUCCGGCUGUAUACAGAAAGGUUUUCCUUAUACAAAGACCCUGCUUGGAUGGAGACAUGAGCACAUCCGUUUGAUGAAGGCAGCUGGACUGGAAAGUGAUGAAACCCUGCAGCCAGGGCGAAGACUGUGAUUGAAGUUUUUCGAGAAAACUUACGCAGGGAAUUCAUGAUGAUGUCGGGAUUUCGACUAAACCUGACUCCACUCAAGGAACCACUGGGAUUUAUCAAAGUUUUGGAAUGGUUAACUUCCAUCUUUGCCUUUGGAAGCUGUGGAAGCUUCAGUGGCCAGAACAUCAUAACGCUCUUCUGUGGUGCUGGGCUUAGAAAUGAAACACUGAAUGUCACCAUUCAUUACCCUUUCAGACUCAAUGAGAUUACGCUGGUGGGUGCCAACUCCACGUUGUGCGGCCGUGCGGUUCAGGAGACGCAUCUGGUGGGAGACUCCGCCUUCUCGGCUGAGGUGUUUGUGGGCGUGGCCAUCAUGGCGUUCUGCUACUCCAUGGCAACCCUCCUGAUCUACCUGGGAUACAUGGACAGCUACAGGGACACACAAGGGCCAUCGUCAUGGUCACAGAUUGACUUCUCCUUGACGCUGCUCUUCGCGGCCGUCUGGCUGGUGUGUUCGUCAGCGUGGGCCAAGGGGCUCCAGAACGUGAGGAACGCCACCGGCACGCCGGGCAUCCAGGCCACCCUCUCCGUGUGCCAGGCACAGGGGGUUCUCUGCCAGGUCACCGAGAGGGCCAACAUGCGCAGCCUCAGCGUGUCCGUGGUGUUUGGCUUCCUCAAUCUGGUCCUGUGGUUGGGCAAUGUGUGGUUCACCUACAAGGAGACUCCAUGGCACGCCCGGUCACUACCCUCAGAGGAGGUCCCCGUCCGGAGGCACGUGCCCGUCCCCAUCUGAAAGGGCAACCAUUGGACUGGAUCCUCUACUAACUCCAUUGACGUUGAUAUUCAUAUGAUGCCUACAAGGAAAUUCCCUUUUCUUGCCUUACAGUAUAAACCAAAAUGUUUUAUAUGUCCCUCCUCUGGGGUGUGUUUCUCGAAAAUAUAGUUGUUAAGGCCCUGCCGUGGCUCAAACUGUAGGGCACGGCACUGUCAUGUUGGGGACCCUGGUUUGAUUCCGAGGACAUUUCCUGGUCCUCCCCCAUCUGUCUCCCACUCACUUCCUGUCUCUCUCUGUCCCCAGUUUAUUUUUGUAAAAAGGAAGUAUAGUUGUUAGCCAGUUAGCAACUUGGGUAGUUGCUAGUCGUUAUACGUCCUAAUUGACGUAGUUGGCAAUGGGAAAUUGCAUUGCAAACAACCAAGUAGAUAACGUAGUUAGCAACCAUGGUUUCGAGAGAUGCACCCCUGUUUUGUAUGUGUAUAUAUGGCUGCGUGUUACGAGGGAUUCAUAUAUUACAGUAACCUGUGUAAAUAACAGGAAGAGGUUACCUAACAUACUUUAGGGCCUUGCGACUGUCUGGUGUUUGAGAAUUUUGAUAUUUUAGUCUUUCGAUGCUUGCUUUUAACCUAACUGAUGCCUAUUGAGAUGCUCAUAAAGCUGGUGUGGCAAACUAUUGCUGAGGUAAAAUGCCACUGUCCUUAUGAUAUGAUAUGAUAUGAUAGACUUUAUUGAUCCCCUCAGGGGAAAUUGAGUGCCACCUGGUCAUUCACACAGCACAUUCCAGACACAUAGACAAACAUAUAAUAAAUAAGAGCUAACAAUAAAUAAGCAAUAAGAAACAAUAAACAGUCCAUCAUGAAAACUCACAAAGAGUCACCACAACAUAUAAAAACACAUAAGACCAAUAAAACCCAUCAGCAGCUGUUGUUAAAAAGUCUGAUUGCUGCAGGGAUAAAAGAUCGUCGGAACCUUUCGGUGGAGCACCUAGGGUGGAGGAGCCUUUGGCUCCUGCCGCUCCUUGUGAACAGGCUGGACAGUGGGUGGUCGUCCCUGCCCAGCGCACUGUUCACCUUUCUUAAUGUCCACUCCUCUAAAAUUUGCUCCACCAAAUUAAAACACACACCCGUGAUGGACCCCGCCUUCUUGAUCAGCUUAUUUAUCUUGUUUCUUAUUUAUCUUAUGUCACUGCUGUGCCUUUGAAAAGUUGUUUGGUCUAAUAAGAGACGUUGCAUUGGUAUGUGUGAUGUCUCAAACAGGCUAGACUAGAGUCCUCCCAAAAAUAGGCCAAUUAGUAUAGUAUGUUGGUUACGUCAAGUUUGUUGAUGUAUUCUCUUAUCUUGUUUAUUUCUCACAACUGACAAGCUCAUGCCUCUUCAAAAACUGGUACUGUGCAUACAUUUUUGCUAAUAAAUUC
Molecule: messenger RNA, 2310 nt
Organism: Engraulis encrasicolus (European anchovy)
Lineage: Eukaryota; Metazoa; Chordata; Actinopteri; Clupeiformes; Engraulidae
Product: synaptophysin-like protein 1
Exons: 8
Coding region: 180-914 (244 amino acids)
Cellular component (GO): synaptic vesicle membrane; synaptic vesicle
Source: RefSeq, a predicted model, not a curated record